CCCAGCUGGGUGCAAGUGACUUCUAGGCACUCUCUUUGCAAGAACGUGGUUGUGGAGCCAGAUGGACUCCAAAUGUAGCAGUCCCUAAUUUUUAAAAUCUGGGCAAAUGGCAUUUUGGGAUCAAUGUCUAUGUAGCUUCCCAACCAUCCAGGUCACAGUUGUCCCCAAAGGUGCUUUUUUUUUUUUUCAAAGGGCAACUAGAAUUUCUUGUUUGCCCCCCCCCCCAUUUUGGAAACGUUUCGCUUCUCAUUCGAGAAGCUUGGAUGAAUGGACGGAAGAAGUGGAACUGAAGCAGCUUCUUGGAUGAGAAGCAAAAUAUUUUCAAGAAAAGAGAAAAAAAAACACACACACACCAAGAAAGUCCAGUUGCCUUUUGGAAAAAAAAGCACUUUGGGAUAGCAGAAGUGGGAGGAAAGGGAUCUAUCCAUCAUACCUAUCCAUCCCUACCUACCUAUCCAUCCCUACUUAUCUAUCCAUCCCUACCUACCUACCUACCUACUUAUUAAUAGAGAUAUUUUAGAAUUAUGGCUCUGUUUUGACCUUCUAGUUUAUUUUGUAGUGUUAUUAAAUUACUUUUAUCUCUACCUCUUCCUUUUAGUUCUCUAAACAGCAUAGAUUAUGGGGGGAAAAUGUUCCUCGCUCUCUUUGCAAUACAGCUUUUUUAUGCAGCAGAUUUUUAAAAUAAUAUAGUUACAUAGUUGCAUUGCUUUUCAGUUUAUAUCAUACUAUAAACUAAGAGUAUUUUCCCCUUAAGAAAUAUUAACUGUAACGUGCUUGGUGGUUGAAAAUAUAUAUGUAUAUAUUUAGUGUAAUAAAUGCACUAAUUCUUCCUUGGCACAGGGAAAUUCCUGGUGAACACAGCAGCGUGUAAGAAGGAACAAGGGCUGCCUCCUUGGUGAGGGGGUGCAUCUUUCCAUCUGCCUAAGCAAGAGGAGGAACUGCUAUGGACCAGCUGCUGAAUCUCCUCUAUCUGAACUUCUCAGAGCAAUUGAAUCUGCUGGAAGAGAACGGCAUGUCUUGUGGCGAGUCGGUGGGGAACAGCACCUUCCUGAUCGUGGCUUACAGCGCCAUCAUUGCAGUGGGGCUGACGGGCAACCUCUGCCUGGUGUGCGUCAUCAUCCAGCAGAAGGAGAUGAGGAACGUCACCAACAUAUUCAUCGCCAACCUCUCCUUCUCCGACAUCCUCAUGUCCCUUGUUUGCAUGCCCGUCACCGUCAUUUACACCCUGAUGGAUCACUGGAUCUUGGGAGAAGUUGUCUGCAAGGUCAGCCCCUUUGUCCAGUGUGUUUCUGUCACAGUGUCCAUCCUGUCCCUGGUCUGGAUCGCUUUGGAGAGACAUCAGCUUAUCAUCAACCCAACUGGGUGGAAACCAGCAGCCAACCACGCUUAUAUGGCGGUUGCCCUCACCUGGGGGGUAGCCUGCUGUAUUUCCUUGCCCUUCUUGUCCUUCACUAUCUUGACCAACGAGCCCUUUCAAAACCUGAGCCUUCCUUUUGACUCCUUGGCCAACCACCUGGUCUGCAUUGAGCACUGGCCCUCCAAUCAACAUCGCUUGUCUUACACAACCUUCCUCCUGCUCUUCCAGUACUGUCUACCUUUACUGCUCAUCCUUGCCUGCUACUUCCGCAUCUUCCUACGCCUUCAACGCCGGAAGGACAUGGUGGAGCGAGCAAAAGAUGGCUCCCGGGCCACCAGCCACAGGAAGGUCAACAUCAUGUUGGCUUGCAUUGUGGUAGCUUUUGCUGCUUGUUGGUUUCCCCUCAUGUUCUUCAACGCCCUCUAUGACUGGGACCACCAGAAGAUCUCGGUGUGCUAUUACAACUUAAUUUUCUCCCUCUGCCAUCUCACGGCCAUGGCUUCCACCUGCAUCAACCCCAUCAUCUAUGGGUUCCUCAACAGCAAUUUCCAAAAGGAAGUCAAGGCCUUGCUGUACCGUUGCAGCUGUAGUCGUGAGAAGGAGAAGUAUGAAAGCUUUCCUCUUUCCACGGUCAGCACAGAGGUCUCCAAGGCCUCACUUCAUAGUGAGGGGGGUACCAGUAUCCCUGCGUGAUGGCUGGAUCCCAGGCUGGACCUCCGGAGAGCAACCUCUUCUUUCCUCAACACUGAACAAAGUGUGGAUUAGCUCUGCUGUUUUUGUGUUUGCAUCUUUCCAAGUCUUCUGUCUGCUAUUUUAUAAUCAAAUGUAUAUCAGGGAUCAUUUUCAGUUGCUGGGGACAGAGAGAUGAAGUUUGACAGAAAUUGAGAAUGACUGGGAGGUCUGGAGAACUUAAAUUCCUUAGGCACCAAUGCAUUGGCUGCUUGGAGAUCAGAUCUUCUCCUGGUUCCUGAGCCCAAGUCUUUACCUAAGCCCUGGGUGACCUGAAAGCUUCUUAGAGAAUAUAACUAUAUUGAAAUGAAUGGAGAUUAGGAGAUGUGUUUAAGGAACUGCAUAACUUCCUAAUAUGAUCCAGGGCUCCUAAAUUGCUUUGCUUUGCAAAGUAACCAUCCAUCUCAUUUUCAAAGUCCUGAUGUGAGUGAUCGUGACAAAUUGCUUCUCAGAGAGAGCAUCUAUCAAUGAUGGUAAAUAAAGAUUUCUUGACAGAAAACUUGCACGGCACGCCCAAUCUUCUUCUUUGCAACCACAGAAUAAUAUUGGAUAUGUUCUAGAAUAGUGGUGGGUUUUUUUUUUUCAAAUUUGGCAGUUUUAAGAUGUAUGGACUUCAACUCCCAAAACUGGCUGGGGAAUGCUGAGAGUUAAAGUCCACACAUCUUAAAGUUGCCAGAGUUGAAAAACACUGUUCCAGCCUGUGCUUUUCAUCCAAAAGGGUCCUUUCUAGGGUGGGACAGACUUUUGCCCCUUGUGAGCUGUAUGAGCUCCUUGGAUAAUACUCCAACGUUUUCUGUGGCAUGCCAGGAACUUAGAAAAAUCUUAGAUUUCGGACAAUCCAUUCCCGGUGGAAAAGGUCACACACCAUCAAGAACCUGUAAUUGUUGCGUAAUGUUAAGUUGCUAUAGUCUCAUAUGCUUCAGAUGAAAAUAUGGAUGGGAUAAUAUCAUUAGAUAUAGAAAGGGACAACCAGAGAUUCUGUUGCCUAAAUCAGAAGCUUCAAAAGCAUCCUUGCUUUCUCCUGAUUCUUAACAAUAGCAAAAUAUUUUCUCCGCUGACUGCUCCCAUCCUAUCAAUGCAGUUAAGCCCUUUAAUCUCCACUCAAAUUCUUUUUUUUUUUGAAUAAUAAUAAAAAGCAAGCCUUUCUCUAGAUAAGGUAAAAGAUGUUCAAUUUUCCUCUUGCAUUGCCUGGAAAGUUAGCCCCUUUAAUAUAAAUUCAGAGCAAAGGCAUCAAAAUACAUUUCUUGUUUUCUAGAUGGGCAUUUAAAUCCUGCACAAGCUAAUUUUGUGCAGGCCACAUUGGCUCCAUCGGAGUCCGAGACUUUUAACAGCUCUGCCUCAGUUUCUCCGUCUGAACUACAGCCCAAUUUUUCUUUCAUUGCCCAAGCCCUUGGGAAAUUUUAGGAAUAAAAUUGUCUGCUUGCAGUAAAUGCUGAUAUGAUGUAAUCCAGCUGAGGGCAAUGAGUCUACCCUGUGUAAAUCAGGACUAUGGGAUCUGGCUUUGGAACUGCAAAUCUGUUCAACAGCUAGGAGGAGAAAGCAUAUUAAAUAGGUGGGGAUUUUUUUGUAAAAAAAAAAAUUACUUAUAUUAAUUAAAUCGCCUGAUUUAAAUUUGAUACAGAUUUCAAAGCACCAACAUCAAAUUUUGUUCUUGCUUUUUUCCCUUUUCUGACUUUGCCCUCUCUCCAAAGGCUAAAUGAAACUCUUCCGCCCCCUCUCAAAUGUUGCGCAUUGACUGUGAAUCAAGUAAGCUUGUUAGCCAAGAUUUCCUCCCAUUGGGGGAGUCAUCGAUCCCUGAAGGUUUUUUUUUUUUCAUAUUUUACACUGCAUUUUAAAUGCUCUGGCCAGACUCCCUGCAAGGCAGUCACACUGUCACAUCAGACAACAGAUUUGCAGUGGCAAUGUUAUCACUGGAUUUUCACUGCCAUUUUUUUUCCUUUUCAUAUACAAUAAAACAGGGCCGAUCCAGGGCUCUAAUCUGGAUGAAUGCAGGGGAAUAGCACCAAUUGCUUUAUUACAAGCAGAAAUUUGCUGAUGGUCCCAUUCAAAUUUUAAUCAGGAUACUGUUAAGUCUGCUAAUCAGAUCUCUCCUAUUAAAUUUGCCCACUGCUGACUGCAUACAGGAAGGAAAGAGACGUGAGAAACAGGGAUUUGAGGCUCAUGUGUCCAUCUCUCUUUUUCACAUAACCAUGUACUCUGUAUGUUAAUCAUGUCUGUUGUUCUGCGACACAAGGCACAACUGGCUUUAACUGGCAGCCCUUGGCUGCAGGACAAGCUUCAGCACAGAUCCUGGGGUCCUGGUGAGGGGACCGGCUUGCAGAGCUAAAUGAAAUGCACGUCUCAUCCCAAAACACAGUAGUUGCAGAGCAGAAUUACCCUCCCAAAGGCAGCUACAUGUUGACUUGCAAAUUUAGAGGCCAACAACAGCAACUGAAAUUGGAAAUGCAGCAAGAUGGAGAAGCUGAAAACAGAGAGAUUGUCUCCUUCCUAGCCACUCUCUUCUCCGAGAACGUGGUUGCUAGCUGUCUGCCUUUGUAACUUUACUAUCAGAAACCCAGCAUAUGGCCUCCUAAUAGAAUAAUGGGGUUGGACUAGAAGUUUAGGGUCCCUUAGGAACAUUUUGCCAUCGUUCAGGGCUAGGGCAAGGGUGAGGAGGCUGUGGGCAGCCAAUUGUUGCUCAGUUGCAACUCCUGGUCUGCCUGAAUGCUGCUGUCCUGAUCGAGGUUGGUGCCUCGAGUAUGAGAAUUUAACAUCUGGACUCUUCCAUUCAUCCUGGGCUGCAGAGGGUAAUUUGAUACCUAGUGGGACAUUACAGGUGAUGGGAGAACAUCACAGUUCUGAAUGUAAUUUUAUUGCUUUGGUGCUGCAUGUCCCCACACAUUUCUCGGCAGGAGAAAGAGAAUGAUUUUAGCUACGGUAGGCUUUUAUUGUUUGGACUUUCUAACUACAGCUUUAGGAGAAUCAAUCUUCCUAGCUCAGAGAUCACCUCGCCUUCUAAAAUGCAAGUCAUAUGAUGUAUGAACAGAUGCUACAUGCAAAGGGGAUUUACAUACAAUUGUAUCUGCACUGUAAAGUACCAAAACAAUGCUUUAUAGUAGUGUUGCCCAAGCUUGGCAAUUGUAAGGUCUGUGAACGUCAACUCCCAGAAAUCCCCAGCCAGCCAUGUCCACAGAUCUUAAAACUGUCAUAUUUGAGGAACUGUUUAGAACAGGGGUACGGAACUACCGGUAUGGCCCUUUUAUAACUUGUGGACUUCAACUCCCAGAAUUCCCGAGCCAGGAAAGAUUUGAAAUCCACACAUCUUCAAGCGCCAAGCUUUGAGAAACAUUGCUCCACUGGAUGAAUCCUUCUGAGGGACAUUCCUUUUGUGAAAUCAUUGCCAAUUUGUUGAAAUCGACCUUGUGCAAUAUUAUUUUUCAGAGCUGUGCUUUUCAAUUAGGACUUCUUUCUCUUUGGUUUAUGGCUUUAAAAAACUAAUUGGAGCUGGGCUGUUCAUGUUUCUGGAUUUUCACAUUGGGCAGAAAAAUCCACGCUGGGAAAUGAAGGGUUCUUUCUAAAGAUAUAAACUUUAAGCAACAACCAGGACAACUGAUCCUGAGAUGUUUGUAAUAAUCAAAAUUAUUAUGGGAAGUAAGAUUUCAUUCACUUUCAUGUAUUAUGUCAAGAGUGAGGAAUAAGAUGCUGGUCUUUGCUCUCAAAACUAAGCAUUGCUCAAUUGGUUUGGUUAACUGGUUCUCAUGCCCUUAACAAAGAUGCUGCAAUAUCUGGGACACAAAAAUUACACCAGGAAUUUUUACAUCCUGAUGAUUACUAUUUUCUUGUACAUGACAAAACCAUUAUAAGCAGUUAAGCAUUCUAGAAUAUUUCUCUAAGCUACUUGUGUGCUUCCGAGCUUCAGCAUCCGUUGAAUGUAUGUUAAUAUGUAUUGUGAUGGUGGCAUCUUUAUAGAUUCAAGAGGCAGGAGAUUUCCAGCCAAUAGCAUUUACGCCUUCUUUAUAUAAUUGUAAAGGCAUCACAUUAAUUAGCAAGGUGAAGGGAAAGGUGCCUGCCAUUUUCUCUUGACCUUUAGGUGAUAGUUUGAAAUAUCCUCCAGAUUGUGCAUGAAGGAAGAGAGAGCUGGGUGUACAGAUUUCAUCAGCCGAUGGAUAACCAGGGUGAUGUACUGAGAAAUAAGGAGUCUUUAUCCAUCCUCAAGAAAAACCCUGUCCACACAUCAGCUGGGAUGUGUAGAGAGCAGCCUACCUUAGACAUCAAGUAGUGGAGGAGAUCUGAGUUUCAGCCUCUUAGUAUGUUACUUUUUCAGUGCCGUCUUAACUUCAAACGGUUAAGUGGACGACUGCCUGUACUGAGAAAAACAAAUGUUAGUGAAUUAGUGAAACCCUUGUAGAUCAACAUGACUUUUAAUUAAUGGCAGGAGAUGGAAUGGACACAACCCUUUCCUGAAUUAUAUUCCCUCAGAAAUCCUUGAACAUCCCGAGGCUACAUAUUCACUUCUAUCAUGUUUCAACCAGCUGAUCCGUCAUGACUUCCUCCCAAAUAUUUUAGAGAAAAGGUGGCUUAAGAAGGAACUUAAGCCACUCAAUUAAACGAUCCCCGAUGAGGCAAAGUUGUGAAAUACAGGAAGUUUUGUUCAUUCUUUUUUUUUUUUUUUAAAGCAAUGAUUUCAAGAAUGGUUUGGCAGCAUUGUUGUUGUUAAAAACUUAUUGUUGCUCAGUUUGGGUCUUCCAAGACAGUUUACAUAUGUUUUCUGUCUCAAAAUAGCAGAAAUUAUGCCAGUAUGUUUAGAAAAUAUGGUUAGUAUGAUCUCCAGGCUCUCAAAGACCCUGAGGUGAUAGCAGGCUUAGUCCUGCACUAAAUUACAGCUAGUCCUCAACUUACGACACAACGGAGUCCAAAACUGCUGUUACCAAGUGACUCCAGGACACUGCAACGGUCAUAAAUAUGAGUCAGUUGCCAAGUGUCUGAAUUUUGAUCACGUGAUCAUGGGGAAUGCCACAAUGGUCAUGUGAAAAAUAAUCAUAAGUCCCUUUUUUCAGCGCUGUUCUAAUUUUGAACGGUCACUAAACAAACUGUUGUGCGUCAUUUUUUUCUGCACAACUUGAGACAACUACUACUAAAGAAAGACGGAAUGCUUCCUUACUGUCACUGAUGGCUUCCUAAAAUACCGACAUCCUCUCUGUUUGAGAGAGGAUUCUUUUUCUUUCCUACUGUUUACUGAAGUGAAUGCAUAAGGCGGGAAAUACCAUUUUGCCCUAGCAGCAAAAUAUUUCAGACCAACCUUUGCGAGAAAAAUUUUUUACCGUUUGAAAAGAAAACGGUCCUUUCUUCCUACUGUGUUUUCCCGAAAAUAAGACUGGGUCUAUUUUUUUUUUUUUUUUUGCCUCCAAAAGAGGCAUCAGGGCUUAUUUUUGGCGGGUGGCUUUAAUACUCACCUUUGGCACCGACAGCCCCACCCAGCCAGUCUACUUCUUCUGGGGCCAAAGUUCUGCAGCUGCAUUUGGGCCUGCAUUUUGCAGUCAGGCCUUUCCAGAAGGCCUAAGCAGAAGAGUACCGAGCUAUGGAUUCAAUCCAUAGCUUGGUGCUCGGCAGCUGGAGUCUUGCAGAACUGAACUAUGGAUUGAAUCUAUAGCUCUGUUCUCAGCUGCAGAGGCCUUCCGGAAAGGCCCGUGACUGAGAAAUGCAGGCCUGACUGCAGAAGAGGCCUCAGAAGAAGAAGUGGGCUGGUAAGGAGAGGCCUACCUGCAAGGUAAGCAGGUGCGGAGCGCAUGAGGCAGAUCCACCCCCACCCCAGCUUGAUUUUUAAGUGUGUGCCUCGCCCCCAAACUAGGCCUUAUUUUGGGGGUAGGGCUUAUAUUAGGCCCACUCUCCAAA
Messenger RNA from Crotalus tigris (Tiger rattlesnake), 7957 nucleotides. RefSeq names its product neuropeptide Y receptor type 4-2-like. Gene Ontology annotation, biological process: G protein-coupled receptor signaling pathway. NCBI's taxonomy places the organism in Eukaryota, Metazoa, Chordata, Lepidosauria, Squamata, Viperidae. Gene Ontology annotation, cellular component: plasma membrane; neuron projection. The transcript has a single exon. The coding region runs from base 944 to 2050 and encodes 368 amino acids. Gene Ontology annotation, molecular function: neuropeptide binding; pancreatic polypeptide receptor activity. The record is from RefSeq and is a predicted model, not a curated record.